This is a messenger RNA of Yarrowia lipolytica CLIB122, 879 nucleotides long. RefSeq lists its product as uncharacterized. Gene Ontology annotation, molecular function: inositol-1,3,4,5,6-pentakisphosphate 2-kinase activity; ATP binding. The record is from RefSeq and is a predicted model, not a curated record. Lineage: Eukaryota; Fungi; Ascomycota; Dipodascomycetes; Dipodascales. Gene Ontology annotation, biological process: inositol phosphate biosynthetic process. Gene Ontology annotation, cellular component: nucleus.
AUGUCUUCGCUACCGACACCGCUGCCUCCCUACAAAUGGACCCUGUUAACGGCAGGUAACGCCAACGUGGUUUACAAGAGCGAUGAGACCGAUCUGCUUCUGCGACUGCGACGAAACCGAAACGCCCCUUCCACAGCCGAGGUGGACGAGUAUCUAACUGGAACAAUCCGACCGGCCAUUGGCCCCUUUCUGUUUCACUAUACAGUUGUGAAUCUGCCUCUGGGGUUCCUCGAGUCGCUUCCCGAGGCCGAGAAUCUCGAUCUCGGAGAGCCCCUGGGUCUGCUCAUGGAGAACCUGGGGCCUAAACCAAAUGAAACCAACGUGCUCAAGUCCCACGCAGUCAAAAUCAACUACAGCGACAACUGGGAGUCAUAUACGGUCGAAUUGAAGCCCAAGUGGCUGCUUCAGAGCCCAACAGCACCCAAGGACAGCAUCAACUGCCGAACCUGCGCGUUACAGCUCAAGCGAGAGAAGCCUCGAAUCUGCCCUCUCAAGCUUUUCAACGAAGACGAACAGACAUCGCUGCAAGCUCUAGAGGACGUGUUCCCCGGCACACAAAAGCAGUUCGAGCCUCUUGCCAAGUUCUUCUCGAAUUCAGAGCUGUUCGCCGAGAUCAGACACAUGCAGCAUGGAGACGAGUUGGGUAUUCUGGGUUACGCAAAUUACGUCCAGGUGCCUCCUCAGUUUGUCACAGCUAUGACCAUGCGAGACGUGUCACUAUUUGUGCACGUUCAGGGCGACUCUGUUAAUGGAAAGAUUGUCGAUGCUGAUCUCAAGUCUGUUUCUGAGAAGCGAGACUACUGGGCCUCUCUAGAGACUGACCUGAUUGAAGGCGGAUGGUACGAGAAGCCCGGCACGAAUUGCCUCCUAAGAAAUUAG